AUGUCUCGUCGCAGCAGACUGUCGACCCUCUCGGCACUCUCCGGACUCUCCGCCGGGAAAUCGAAUGCCGACGACCUCUACCAGUUCUCACUCAGAGUCGCCUACCUGGCCUAUCUCACCGCAGUCCGCCAACAUGCACUCAAGAACGAAGAGAACACCAGCACUACCAACAACAGCAGCUCCAACCUACAGGCCUCAGGCUCAACCCACUCCAAAUCCCAUCAUGGCCAUCAGCACCGCCCCCAUCUGCGUCAUCAGGCCGAAACCUGGACAAACACCAUCUUCUCGAUCGCCGAUGUCUUCAAGGAUGGAUCGGGCUCAUCCAAGUCAGAGAAGAGCGUCAAGUUCCCCAAAGACCUCGUCAAGGUCCUCAAGGUCAGAAUCGAGGCCAUCGCCAAGGGGACCGACAAAAACUACCAAGACCUGCUCCUUCGAUCGAGCUUCGGCGUUUUCUACGGCACCUACACCCAGGACUACUAUCUAAAACAGCUCAAAGAGAAUCGGAACAUCGAGGCUCUCAUCCUACUCUUCGUCACCACUGCCACGGGCGUACUGAGGAAACGGCUAGAAGGAGACGAGUGGAAGACCCAUCUGAACUCGCAGGUCGGAGUCUUCGUGACCAUCAUUCGGGACUGUCUCCGAUCAAAAGAACUCAAGAGCGUCCCUCAAGAACUUAUGACUCGCCUCGACAGUUAUGCAGCCAAACUAGCACCACCCUCUUCAACUGCCAACGACCCGUCCCCCUCAAACCCUGACUCACGCAAACUGCCCUCACCAUCCAGCACCGCCCUCAACUCGCCCGCCGAAAGCUCUGCUGCUCCAUCCCCCUGGAUAAUCAGUCAUAGCAUACACGACAUGCCUACCGUCAAGACCAUCGGCUCUCUCUUCGCCAUCUCGGACUCUCAGCUACAGAAAGAUUUGAAUAACAUCAGAAAAAAUUGUUCAGAGAAGGCAGCCUUUGAUGACUUCAAGCUCUGUAUGGCAAAUAUCGCCCAACAGUGUCGAUUCCCCGGUCGACGGGCGGAUUUUGAUUCAGAUGAUGGAUACCGGGAAUGGCGAACGAAAGAAUUAGCUCAGAUCCAGCAUGCGAUGUUACAGAUGAUCAGAGCGAAUCCAGACCUGGCCCGAUCAAAGACUUACUCGACCCCAACCCUCAGCCAAACCCCACAGGAUGACUUUAUACUGGUCGGAAGUAAUCCCAAAGAUAAUGAGAGUUCUCCAUCGACCUUGACCCGGGAUCACACCUCCGGAUUCGAAUCUGGCUCCAGUCUAGGUUACUUUGCGGGCCCAGGUGAGAAUAGCAGUCAACGGAACUCACUCUUGAGACCAGAGUCAGUCUCCAGCGCUGGGAACCUCUUGUCUUCUGAUCUUCAUCCACUGGAUAGUCUGAACCAAGUUCUAGAAUGGGACGAAAAUCUGGAUGGAGACCGGCGGGCAGAUGAUUUCAGCUUAUCCUAUAGCGCCGAAGAGCUCUCGACGACCCAGUUCGUGUAUAUCCCACCCAAUCCGAUCCAGCAGUACAGAGCUUUGAUGGACCAAUGCCUAGACUAUGACCUCGAGUCGAUGAAAAGUCUUGCAGAGGAUGAGGAAGUCUCCUUGAAGAUCCUAUCGACCCGUCAUCUGGAUCUACUUGAACAGUGCGCGUUUCGAUGGAGAUUGAUGACCCCUUUCCAAGUCGCGGUCUUCUUCUCUGCAAUCUGUCGCAAAUUCGAAGAGGAAGAAAUCCCGAUCAUUGAUUGUGUUACCGAAGCUCUGACCGACGUGUUUAGGGUCAUGGAAGAACUCAAGUUUGAUGGCUGGGCAACUCGUGAUAAAAUGAUUAUGAAAAAAACGAUGUCUAGCUUGUUUGAUACCCUCCUCCGCCGCAUAUACGAGGCAACUGAAUCAAUCUUGGAUUCCAAUCGAUGCGAAGACCUACCCAAUGCCCUAGAGUGUCUGAUCUCGAUUUACGAGUCUGAGCCGUUCAAAAUGAUUACAGAUUUAGAUCAGCGAUUCAGAGAGUUUACGGAGGCGAUCACCGAGCUCUACGACCGACUCUACACUUUCAAGUCCACCGAGAUCUUCUCCGCCGACCGCCCGAACGAUAUCGUACCCUUCCUUGACCUGGCCGCUUGGAUCAACAGCGGCUCGAAUCGGAUCAACAAGAAGUUCAAACAGCCCGUCUUGGAUCGCAUUGAUCUUGUUGCCAUCUAUCUUGCUAAACUCUGCCAAAACCUCGUCCAAGAUCUUGAGUCAAUGAAACAAAUUCUCGUUCCCCCUCCACCCCUGCCCGUCAAUCCUCAUCUCCCACCCGGCUCCGCUGUCAACCCGACUGAUAGUCCGAGAUUUAACGACGCCGAUGUCCUGGAUCUCUACCGUACUUUGAUAGAAAUCGAAAAGAAACACAAUAUGUGCAACCCAAACGCACCAUUGGUCAUCCCGAUCGACGAGUGGUUCUUUCCUUACGUCCAGAACUGGCUUGAGGCGGCGGAAAAAAAGACGAAAGGAUGGGUCGAAUCUGCGAUCAAAGCUGACAAGUUUUCGCCCGAAGGAAACGACUCGCAUAGUUCCUCGAUCAUCGAUCUCAUGGACUCCUGUUGCUCCGCCGUAGACUUCAUUCAGAAACUUAAAUGGCCUAACGAAUACCACAACGCGAAAUUUAUGACCAAGCUCUCUCGAAUUAUUAGUAAAUCGAUUGAACAGUAUUCUGGGAUCAUCGAAGAAUCUUUUGUUGAGGAGAUGUUUCCCAAAGCUAAUACGGAUGCGGAUCGGGAAGCCAACCGGUCGGCGAUCUGGACGCGUGCAAGGCUGGUUGUUCAAGGAGACAAGAAGCCGGAAGCGUUUCAAUUCCAGGAAUCGUCCUGUGUCAAGUUGAACAAUGUCGAAGCGGCGCGAGUCUUAUUGGACAAGAUGUACAACACGAUCGACGCGGACAACGUGGCCCGGAUCAUCCAUGAAUACGAGCCUGCGCCCACGGGGCAGAAUGUGCUGGCCGCGUCGAGCUACUUGUUCACCGUGAAAGUGGUGAUGGCUGAGGGCCUAGUCGGAGCGGACGGCCAUGUGCACAAGAUGGAUCCAUUCCUGACGCUGAGUGAUGAGAAGGGGAACCGGGUGGCGAAGACGCGGACAGUAUACGAGAGCGCUUCGCCAACCUGGAACGAGACUUUCGAUAUUUCAGUCAAGGGCUCCCUCUGGCUGGCCGCGACGAUCUACAAACGUAACUUGAUGGAGAAGCAUGACUAUGUUGGACGUGCCUUCCUUCACCUCAACCCUAAAGAAUUUAACGACUUCUUGGCCCACGAUCUAUUGUUGGACCUCGACACCCGGGGAAGGGUCUUGCUCCGCGUAAGCAUGGAGGGCGAGAAGGAUGACGUCCAGUUUCAUUUCGGCAGAGCUUUUCGAUCGCUCAAGCGGGCCGAGACGGAUAUGGUUCGGAUGAUUAUUGAUAAGAUCUCACCAGUUAUUCGAUACUACCUGUCGCAUUCGACGCUGAAGAAACUAGUCUCCACACCAGGCCUGAUGAUGAAAGGGAUAGAGAUAACGAAGAUGUCGACGAAACUUGAUAUAGACCUAUCGAAAGUGACGAGUUAUGGAGCCGGGCUAUGGCGCUCAGUGGCCAAUUCGACCCGAGAACAGGAGAUCCCAUUGCCCAAGGACGAAAUGAUCAUCGCUAAUCUCAAUAAUAACGUCACCCCCGUUGAGAAUCCUAGGACCAAAGGCCCUAAGGGUCUCACCGACGCUGAUAUCGAGGCCGCUAUUGCCGAUCUCUUUGAGUACUUGGAUCAAUGCAUGUCCACUCUUCGGAACUCAUUGAGCGAAAAAGCUGGACAGUUGGUGAUGGCUAAACUUUGGAAGGAAAUCCUGUCGAUCAUCGAUUCCUUGCUCCUGCCUCCUCUGUCCGAUCAGCCAUCAGAGAUGAGAGCUUUGAGUGGGAAAGAAGUGGAUAUCGUCUUGAAGUGGUUGAAAUUCCUCACCAAUUUCUUUCAUGCUGAUGGCGAAGGUGUUCCCAUCGAAGAUCUACAUAAUCAAAAGUACAAAGAGAUAUGGUCAAUUGGGUUUUUCUAUGACCAACAUACUGAUUCUUUGAUGGAAGAGUGUGUUCGAGCGAUGCAACAGCAGCUACGAAAGGAGACGACCACUAACCAGUCGGUGUCCAGGAACAAAUCGGUAUACCAACAAAGGAAUCUGGGCACUAUCCGGAAGCGUAAGGCUGACAAAAAAAAGCUGGAUCAUGAGACUAUUAGCUCUGAAUUGAUUAUGAGGAUCUUGAGGUUGAGGCCGGGAACGACCGAUUUCUUGCAACAACAAAUCUCGACGAUGGUUUCAGUGAAUGCGCAACAGAAAAGUCAAUCGACCAGCAGCGCUCAACGAGCCAAGAACAACGGAGCUGGUCUUUCGCGCCGGAACCUAUCGAGCAGCAACCACCACCAUCCCGCACCUCCGCCACUACCCCAAUCCGCACUCGCCAAUAUCGCCGCAUCCUCUUCUUCCUACUUAGGCCAUCCUCCUGGUCCCGCAUCUGACCCUCAUCAUCGAAGCAGCAGUGGGCCAAGGUUACAUGGCAGCUGA
Molecule: messenger RNA, 4548 nt
Organism: Puccinia triticina
Lineage: Eukaryota; Fungi; Basidiomycota; Pucciniomycetes; Pucciniales; Pucciniaceae
Exons: 12
Coding region: 1-4548 (1515 amino acids)
Source: RefSeq, a predicted model, not a curated record